AUGGUGGUGACCGCACGACAGAUCCCUCGGGAUGGCGAGAAGCUCACCAAGUCCGAUGCGGCUAUGGACGAGGCUCGACUGGAAUCAGCACUUGGCCACAAGCAAGAACUGGUUCGAAAUUUCGGAUUGUGGAGUUUGACCAGUCUGGGGAUUGUCAUUGCAAAUUCGUGGGCUUCAACCGGGGGCACAAUCGUUGCGGCACUUCAAAAUGGUGGCCCAAUGGCCGUCCUUUACGGGUUGAUUGUAGUCAGUGUCUUUUACACGGCGAUUUCAGCAUCUCUAGCCGAACUAGCAUCGUCCAUGCCUUCGGCUGGUGGUGUUUACUACUGGUCGUCAGUUUUGAGCCGCAGUCGAGGCAAAACAGCAGGCUUUUUCACUGGAUAUUUGAAUGCUUGCGCCUGGCUGCUAUCCGCCUCUUCGAUGAGUUCAAUGCUAGGCAAUGAAGCGGUCGCCAUGUAUCUGCUUCAUCAUACAACCGUGAAGUGGCAGGCUUGGCAAGUCUUUAUCGUUUUCCAGAUCGUCAACUGGACAUGCUGUGCUAUUGUAUGUCUAGGGAAUCGAUAUAUCCCGCUUCUCAACCGCCUCGCUCUCACUUUGUCAAUGUGUGGACUCGUCACGACUGUGAUUGUUCUUGCAGUGAUGCCGAAGAAACAUGCGAGCAGUAAGCAGGUGUGGGUUGAGUAUCACAACAACACAGGUGGAUGGUCAGAUGGGGUUUGCUUCAUGACUGGACUACUCAACGCUGCAUUUGCAGUCGGCGUUCCCGACUGUAUCAGUCAUCUAUCCGAAGAGGUACCCAAGCCCGAGACCAAGGUUCCCCAAGGCAUAAUGCUACAAAUGCUCACAGCGUUCAUCACAUCCUUUGUCUACCUGAUCGCAUUAUUUUACUCAAUUCAAGAUCUCGAUGCAGUCUUCACAAGCAACAUUGUGGCCUUCCCAACAGCCGAAAUCUACCGACAAGCAACUGGAUCUAAUGGAGGUGCUAUCGGCCUGAUUGCUGUACUAUUUCUCGCAACCUUCCCAACAUUGAUCGGAACUUUCGUGACAGGUGGUCGAAUGUGGUGGAGUCUCGCCCGCGACAACGCGACGCCAUUCUCAAGUUAUUUUGCUCACGUACACCCCACGCUGAACUGCCCGGUUCGCGCCACAGUUGCCAUGAGUGCACUUGUGACUUGUCUGGGAUGCAUAUACAUUGGCAGUACAACAGCCUUCCAGGCGCUGAUUUCGUCAUUCAUUGUUCUCAGCUCACUCUCUUACUUCGGCGCAAUAUUCCCACACGUCCUAUCUGGUCGUCGAAAUAUGGUUCCUGGACCGUUUUAUAUGGGACAGAAUCUCGGCAUGGCAGUUAACAUUGUUUCUUUGGUGUACAUUAUUGUGACUGUGGUUUUCUUCUGCUUCCCCCUCGUUCUGCCAGCCACGGUUCAAAACAUGAACUACACUAGUGUCAUCAUUGUUGGGCUGAUGGUUCUGACUGCUUUAUGGUGGCUAUUUCGUGGAAGACGCCAGUAUCACGGCCCCCAUUACAGUUUUGAGGCUGCUGAGCGGUUGGCAGCGUUCCAAGAAGGCAAACAAGGUCGCCGUUCUUUUAUUGAUGUUGUGGAUGGAUCGCCUGCUGGCUGUGUUGAGCAUGGCUCAAGAACUAAAUGA
Penicillium nucicola is the source of this 1647-nucleotide messenger RNA. RefSeq names its product putative choline transport protein. The record is from RefSeq and is a predicted model, not a curated record. The transcript has 3 exons. Gene Ontology annotation, biological process: amino acid transport; transmembrane transport. Lineage: Eukaryota; Fungi; Ascomycota; Eurotiomycetes; Eurotiales; Aspergillaceae. Gene Ontology annotation, molecular function: transmembrane transporter activity. Gene Ontology annotation, cellular component: membrane. The coding region runs from base 1 to 1647 and encodes 548 amino acids.